Penaeus indicus is the source of this 2032-nucleotide messenger RNA. RefSeq names its product tubulin beta chain-like. Gene Ontology annotation, molecular function: GTP binding; structural constituent of cytoskeleton; GTPase activity. The transcript has 7 exons. NCBI's taxonomy places the organism in Eukaryota, Metazoa, Arthropoda, Malacostraca, Decapoda, Penaeidae. The coding region runs from base 81 to 1433 and encodes 450 amino acids. Gene Ontology annotation, cellular component: microtubule; cytoplasm. Gene Ontology annotation, biological process: microtubule cytoskeleton organization; mitotic cell cycle. The record is from RefSeq and is a predicted model, not a curated record.
CGCCCAAGAUCCGUCCUUUCCGUGUCCUUUUUUAUAGUGCCUAUAGGAAUCUUUUACGCUUUUUCUAAAACUCCCUCAAAAUGCGCGAGAUCGUCCAUAUUCAGACAGGCCAGUGCGGUAACCAAAUUGGAUCAAAGUUCUGGGAGAUCAUCAGCGACGAGCACAACAUCACUCCGCAGGGCACCUACGAGGGCAACCACGAGCUACAACUUGAACGCAUCAAUGUCUACUACAAUGAGGCGACAGGAGGGAAGUAUGUGCCACGAGCCAUCCUGGUGGACCUCGAGCCCGGCACGAUGGACUCCGUGCGGUCGGGUCCCUUCGGGCAGCUCUUCAAGCCGGACAACUUCGUCUUCGGCCAGAGCGGCGCCGGCAACAACUGGGCCAAAGGGCACUACACAGAGGGCGCCGAGCUGGUGGACGCGGUGAUCGACGUGGUGCGCAAGGAAGCUGAAGGCUGCGACCUCCUCCAGGGCUUCCAGCUGACACACUCCUUGGGCGGCGGGACGGGCUCGGGCAUGGGUACACUGCUCAUCUCCAAGAUCAGGGAGGAAUACCCAGACAGAAUCAUGAACACGUUCUCUGUCAUGCCAAGUCCAAAGGUCUCGGACACCGUGGUGGAGCCGUACAACGCCACGCUGUCCGUCCACCAGCUGGUCGAAAACACAGACGAGACUUACUGCAUCGACAACGAGGCCCUGUACGACAUCUGCUUCAGGACGCUUAAGCUCACCACACCCACGUACGGCGAUCUGAACCACCUGGUGUCCCUCACCAUGUCGGGCGUGACCACCUGCCUCCGCUUCCCAGGCCAGCUGAACGCCGACCUCAGGAAGCUGGCAGUGAACAUGGUGCCUUUCCCGCGUCUGCAUUUCUUCAUGCCGGGCUUCGUGCCUCUCACUGCGCGCGGGUCGCAGGGCUACCGCCAGAUGUCCGUCCCAGAGCUGACUUCACAGAUGUUCGACGCCAAGAACAUGAUGGCGGCGUGCGACCCAAGGCAUGGCCGUUACCUGACGGUGGCCACGGUGUUCCGAGGCCGCAUGUCCAUGAAGGAGGUGGACGAGCAGAUGCUGAGCGUCCAGAACAAGAACUCUUCGUACUUCGUCGAGUGGAUCCCCAACAACGUGAAGACGGCCGUGUGCGACAUCCCCCCGCGAGGCAUGAAGAUGGCGGCCACGUUCAUCGGCAAUUCGACCGCCAUCCAAGACCCGUUCAAGCGAAUCUCCGAGCAGUUCACGGCCAUGUUCCGGCGGAAGGCCUUCUUGCACUGGUACACGGGCGAAGGCAUGGACGAGAUGGAGUUCACGGAGGCCGAGUCCAACAUGAACGAUCUGGUGUCCGAGUACCAGCAGUACCAGGAGGCCACAGCCGACGAGGAAUUCGAGGAGGAGGACGAUGAAUAUGUCGAGGGCCAGUACCACGAGGACUACUGAGGCGCCUAGAGGACUGAGGUCUACCGUCGGGGCCUCGAGACUUCAUCAAAACGGGACAUCUUCCCCUUCCUUCCUCCCUUUUCCUAAGUUAACCUACUAAGCUAGCACUGAGGCACGUUUCGCGGACACACACCAGAAGAAUGGCUGUUGCGACCUUCAAGCACUUUGCUGCCGAGCCUUCCAAACGCCUUACUCCGAGUGACUCAUCUGCACGGAGAACAGCUGUUACACACACCACGAUCCCAUCCAACUGACAUGAAUGAAAAUGCUGUAAAAUCAAUUCUUAAUGGUACCCUUUGUGGUGGAAAAUUCUUAAAAUAACAUUCACGAGGAGGUAAUAAGUGGUCUCUGAAACUUCAGAAUAGCAAUAAACUAACAAACUGUCUAUUGCACAAUUUUCCUGUGAUACGCAGAUAGAAAUAUUUUGCAUACUCUUUCCAAGUCUUUGUUCUUUCCCUGCGAGAUGUGUCGGUACCUAAAAUAUCCGCCUGAAACCUCUUGUCGCUCCUUUCCCAUAGUUUUCUACAGGUAUAUGAUUUUUUACACUCCCUUUCAAAACGGCGUAACUUUAAGCUACAAAACUUUCAGUGUUAAGUAGA